AAUAACAGAGCAACAGAGACGUGGUUUUAUGAGGCAAGUUGUGGUUUUCAGAAACGUGCAACACCAAUUUUCAACCAGCCAGGAAGUUCUGGUUAAUUAAGGAAAGCACUACCUCACAAAAAAAAGAGGCAGGAGAAAGAUAUAAUUACAGGUGUUCAAAGGAGAGAAAGGAACCCAUUGGAUUGAUUAAGGGAGAUAGAGGAGGAGAUGCAUGUAGAAACAAGAGGAACUUCAAAGCGAAGAGAAGUGACUCCGAGGAGAAGAAAAAAGAAGAUUUAGCACCAGUAAAGAAUUGGGUUUUUGUUUGUUUGCUUUGUUGCUUGAUUGACUGUCAGAGAAUUUGAUGCUCGUGGGUUUGAUCAGUUGAUGAAGUUUUAAGGAAUGAUUGUUUUCGAUUAUGUUGGAUAUCUGGUUUUUUUGGGUUUUUCCACACAAUCUAAUGGAAGGAUUGCAGUUGAAAUGGAGUUGCUUUUGGUGACAGGGAGCAGUCGUGAACUUGUGAUGGUCAUACAAGUCAAAGUUGCUUCUUUGAUACAUGAGAAGUUGCACCCUUGAAGGUUUGAUGUUCUUUAAUGCCACUGGUAGGGUUGAAGGACUUGCAUUGCAUUGGUUUGCUUUGAGCAUGAUACAUCCUUCGUUUUAAUGUUUAUUUAUGUGUGUGUUCAGAAGAGAGUGAGGAAUACUAGAAUAGGGUACGGUGGACAAUAGACUCAGCCUUAAGGAUGGGCUUGCCUCAGUUCUCCUCCAGCAGCAUUGCUGAGGAAGUAGCCACAUCUUUGAGCACAAUUGUGCAAACUUCGCCUCGAAUUGUUGGCGUGAGCAGUUGUGGUUUGAGUGGGAUGCAUGGAGGAAACCUUGGACAUCGAAGGCAGAUAGAAAUGCCCUGCACUUCUUUUACAGAUUUGCAAAAGAAAACCAAUGUGGAAAAUAAGGAUGGCUUGUUACGGUGUAAAAGUGGACAGCAUGUCCAGACACCUGUUCCUAGGAUCAUUGGUUUUGAAUCAAAGGGAUUGAAUUCUCCUGUUGGUGUAUUUAAUGGAAACCAAACUGCCUCUUCUUUAGUUACUAUCAGGAGUAAUGCAUUUGAGUCCAGUGGGUCAGACAAGAAGCGGUUAUUAUCUCCUCUUAGUGGAAGGCUUCACCCUGAUCAAUUUAACGGUGCUUCCCUAGACAUUGGAGAUGGUAUUUGUAAGAAUAAUCUUUGGGGUGGUAAGGACAAUUACAAGGUUUCUAUGUCACAAGAACAUAAGAAGGCUCAUAUUGGAAAUUCCAGUUAUUCAAACUGGUCUGCAUCUUGUCUUCCAGAACGGAAGAAUUCACCUGAUGAUACUUAUAGGGAAAACUACCUUUUCUUUUUUGAUGGCCCUGUGAUUGAGACAGAGCUCAAGCCUCCUGAUCAGUUUUUUCAUCCACUUGGACUUAAUUAUUUUGAAGAAACAAUGAAGGUAAAGCAUCAAAUCAGUGCUAUUGCACUUCCCUUAAUAAAAGCAGCACCACCUCCCUUGUCAUUGUCUCCUCUUGGUCCAAAACUCUCUGAAGGAAUAAAAUCUCCAGGAGCAGGCAGCAAUAUCACCAGAGAGCUUGAUGAUGAUUAUCUAGCCUUCACGGAUAUAGAACAGUCACUUAAUGGGACAGUCUCUGGCAUUUUAUCUUCCCGGCAGGAUGGGGGUUUUAAAAUGCUAGAUGAAUCAUUAGAUAAUUUUGAUAAUUUGCGCACAAAAUUUGAUGUUUUCACUCCUGAGAUUACCAGUGGCAUUAGACAGCCUUGGUGUGAGGACUCAAAUCUUGGUUCCCUAAAUGUCAGAUCAUGUAGAAGUUUUACUGGAAUGCCUGUUAGAAGGUCUUUAGUUGGUUCGUUUGAGGAGUCUUUGUUAUCUGGGCGUUUAUCAUCUGGUAAAGUUAGUCAGAGAAUUGAUGGGUUCCUUGCUGUUCUAAAUAUCACUGGAGGAAGUUUCUCCCAGAAGACACAAAAACUUCCUUUCACAGUAACUAGCAUUGAUGGAAAUAACUACUUACUCUACUAUGCAUCGAUAGAUCUAGCAGGGAAUGUGCAAGCAAACAAGUAUAGUGACCAACAUAUGAGAAGGAGCCUUAGCAUUGAUGAUUCACGACCCGAAAGAAGCAGGCUACGAAUACCGAUGAAAGGGCAAAUACAGUUGGUUCUCAGCAAUCCAGAAAAGACACCUAUUCACACUUUCUUUUGUAGUUAUGAUUUAAGUGACAUGCCAGCUGGUACCAAGACAUGUCUGCGCCAAAAGGUCACACUAUCCUCGUCAGAACCAGCUUCUUUGUCUGUGAUUGGAAGAAACAGAGAUUCUGACAUGGAAAUUGAUGCAAAGCCAUCUGCAGUCCCAAAGGCUAAUCAUUCUUUACCUCAUGGACGAGAUGCUACCAAUUCAAAUCAACUUGAAACUGUACAUAAUACAAAAUUCCCUGACCAUAGUAGAUUCAGUAACAGUGAAUGUAAAAUAACUGGUGUGGAGGGCUGCAGCCCUCCAAAUACAUCUCAUUUGUGCAUAAGCAAAUCUGUAAAUAGUCCUUCAAAGGUCAAUGAGAACACCACUGGAGCUGGUGCUCUACGUUAUGCUCUUCAGCUCCAAUUUAUGUGUCCUCUUCCCAAGAAAAGUUCAAGGUCAUUCCAGAGGAGCACGUCUGAUCCUUCAUCUGUACCAGCAGCAAACAAGAUGGACAUUGCGAGUGAUCGACGCUUCUACUUAUAUAGCAAUAUGAGGGUAGUCUUCCCCCAGCGCCAUUUUGAUUCAGAUGAGGGCAAGCUAAAGGUGGAAUACGAUCAUCCGUCAGAUCCAAAGUACUUUGACAUUUAAAAUGCCAUGUAGGUUAUCUUCUCUAAUGUUAAUGUUGUUCAUAAAAUUCUUAUACAUUUAUUGUCAUUCUCUGAUGGGGCGGUGAGCUCUUUUUAUUUGUACAGAAUUGUCAUUUUCCUGAUAAUAAAAUUUAUUAACUUAAUGAUUA
This is a messenger RNA of Populus euphratica (Euphrates poplar), 2973 nucleotides long. RefSeq lists its product as uncharacterized. The coding region runs from base 723 to 2825 and encodes 700 amino acids. The record is from RefSeq and is a predicted model, not a curated record. NCBI's taxonomy places the organism in Eukaryota, Viridiplantae, Streptophyta, Magnoliopsida, Malpighiales, Salicaceae. The transcript is spliced from 6 exons.